Selaginella moellendorffii is the source of this 1049-nucleotide messenger RNA. Its product is annotated as zinc-finger homeodomain protein 2. Gene Ontology annotation, biological process: regulation of developmental process; regulation of DNA-templated transcription. The record is from RefSeq and is a predicted model, not a curated record. The coding region runs from base 144 to 899 and encodes 251 amino acids. The transcript has 2 exons. NCBI's taxonomy places the organism in Eukaryota, Viridiplantae, Streptophyta, Lycopodiopsida, Selaginellales, Selaginellaceae. Gene Ontology annotation, molecular function: DNA-binding transcription factor activity; transcription cis-regulatory region binding. Gene Ontology annotation, cellular component: nucleus.
GGGCACCAUGCUAUUCUGGGCAUCUUAAUUCUGCGUGGUUAUUCUAAUCCAAGGCGAUAAACGCCGCCGUUUAGUCUUCCUUCCCAAGGGCAAGGGCACGACGAAGACGACGAACAAGAGCGCGAGGAUUGCAGCAACAGGUGAUGGACUCGACGCUCAAUCCUCCUCUCCACGACCACGGCGAAGACGAGAGCAAGCAUCGCGGCGGAUCACCGGUGCUCUACAAGGAGUGCGUUAGAAACAUCAACGCCGAGAAUGGAGGAGAGGAAGUUCACGAUGGAUGUCAGAAGUUCACGGCCGCCGGAAAGGACGGAAGCCCGGAGGCGCUCAAGUGCGCGGCUUGCGGAUGCCACCGGAACUUUCACCAGCAGGAGAGUGAGACCCCGACAGCGAUCAAAGGUUCCGACUUGACGCAAUUCGCCGACGAUAUCCUGGGGGUUGUCAAGAAGACGAAGCGCAAGAACACUCACCGGGCCAUCAAUCUGGCCACGCAAGUCCUCGAACACGUCUCCAAGCUGCUCAACAUUCUCGCCCAAGUGAUCGACGAUCCCGACGACACUGGCAAGGUAGCAGCUAGUGGUCAGAACAGCAAAGCAAAGGCGAAGGAAGAAAAACGAACCUCUUGCGAAGAGGCGCUGGCUGUUGUUGUGGCGUCGUCCAAGGACAAAGCUCAGAGUCCGGAUGAUAGCACUCCAAAGGAGAAGCGAAAGAGGACCAUCUUCAGCGCCGAGCAGCUCACCAAGCUCGAAGCUCUGGCCGAGAGUGUGCACUGGUCUCUGGGAAACAUACCCAAGGAUCAACAGGCGAGUGCUGCCAUGGAGAUCGGGAUAACGGUCGAAUCGCUUAAGUACUGGUUCCACAACAGGAAACAGAAGAAGAAGCCAACCCGGAAGUCGUGAGCUUCUCUCUCUGUGUAUGUAUCCUAGAUAGAAUUCAAAGUCGCUCGAAUCGAAAUUUGUCUUUUGCUCUCUUUUACGUCAAUACCGCUCCUCCAAAAACUCUGGUGUCAAUCAAGCUGGCAGUGAUUCGGAAGAAACAAUUAAUAGAAG